AUGACGUUUCCAUUUAUUACAUUCCGUCAGAAUCCUGUCGCUAGGAACCCCAAGAAAGCCAGUGUCAGAGAGGGACACACCAAGCGGAACCAACCACGAAAAUGCGAAGCCGCGCGAACCGCAGCAAUCAACUUUCACCCGCAAUCCCAACAACUCGAUCCGAUCAGUCUUCAUCGGAAAAUGCCGCCUCGUCACAUAAACUUUGCAGAGCAGCGAAGCAUAUUUUCACCAAGAACUACAGUACGCAACUACACGUUUGAUUCAAUUGCCAGCAACAUGAUGAAUGAUUCAACCAUAUAUCAUCGUCACGAAGUGCGUCGGGCCCGCACUUUGGCUUUGAGAGACGACCCUCGCCCCGCACCAAUUCGGGUUCUCUCGGGCCUUCCAGGUAUUCGCGUAUUCGUUCCACCAUACCAGCCAGAAACGAAACCAAACGUGCUACGGCAAUCAUCGAAGGAUGUCACGUUUUUGAAAGAAGCCGCUUUAUUCGCGACUGACGCUACACUGCAGCAACCGAAUGCGACCGUGGCGAACGCCCAAUUAUACGAUGGAGCUAUUGGUAAUGUGCUCUCUGUAGCUCUGGCUGGAGCUGUGGGAGGAGCUGUCGCAGAAUCGUUUCGAGGACUGCGAGCUACUAACGAAUCUCCUUUUGCGAAUGCGCGAUAUCACACUCAAGUCAUACCUGUCUUUCAGGAAGGUAACUCGUCCUUAGCCUUUUUCCGCGCUCAGCAACGAGGCACUUUACUGGCGGAAUACUGGGUCGGUAAAACCAUUGCUCCAAAUACACUGAUCCUUCGAUACGGCAUGAGCACGGGAGCGCUAUUUGCUUUAAAAGCUGUCAUGGAACAUACACUAGGGGGGAACAGUGCAACCGGAGGAAUGUCCUAUGUUUCUCUUGCGUCUUCCGGUGUUGCUGGUGCUGCUUUGGGCGUCGUACGCCAUGGAGGUCGAAUGAAUCCGAGCAUGCUGGGACGCGAAGCAGGUGCAGCUGCGGUAUAUUUUACAACUUACGAAGGGGUGAAGUCUCUGAUUUCGAAUAGAAACGACGAAACAGCAAGUCAUCUAGUAGUCGCAACUGCUGGAGGUUUGGCUGGAAUAUUCUACGAAGGACUGCUGACAGUGACGAAUACCGCCUUUUUUAAGAAUCAGUCGGUAUCUCGAAUGGCCAUCAUGGCCACUCCUUUCAAUGCUGCGAGUAGCACUACCAUGCGUGCUCCGAUCUCGCGUCUAUGGCGCGCGGCUCCUGCACACGCACUCCUUUUUCUCGGCUACGAAGCAACUCUGCACCUAGUCGGAAAUUAUCAUUGA
This is a messenger RNA of Phaeodactylum tricornutum CCAP 1055/1, 1308 nucleotides long. RefSeq lists its product with no specific name. NCBI's taxonomy places the organism in Eukaryota, Bacillariophyta, Bacillariophyceae, Surirellales, Neidiaceae. Bases 1 to 1308 code for a protein of 435 amino acids. The transcript has a single exon. The record is from RefSeq and is a predicted model, not a curated record.